This is a messenger RNA of Elgaria multicarinata webbii, 720 nucleotides long. RefSeq names its product GTPase IMAP family member 9-like. NCBI's taxonomy places the organism in Eukaryota, Metazoa, Chordata, Lepidosauria, Squamata, Anguidae. The record is from RefSeq and is a predicted model, not a curated record. The transcript is spliced from 3 exons. Gene Ontology annotation, molecular function: GTP binding. Bases 16 to 720 code for a protein of 234 amino acids.
UCCUUGAAGGGUGACAUGGCCGAAGGGCAAAGAGAGCAAGAGCUGAGGAUGCUUCUCAUCGGCAAAACCGGAACUGGGAAGAGUUCCACAGGAAACACCAUCUUGGGAGCUAAAGAGUUUGAUAGCUCUGCUGCAGCUGGAUCAGUCACCAAAUUUUGUGAAAGAAAGGAAGCCGUCUUCGAGGGAAGAAAGAUGAUUGUUGUGGACACGCCUGGGUUUUUUGACACUAAAAGGAAGCAAGUUUAUACCUGGAAAGAUCUUGAGAAGUGCAUUGACCUUCUCCACCCUGGGCCCCAUGCGAUUCUCGUGGUUAUCAAAAUCGGCAAGAUGACGGAAGAGGAGCAGAACGCUAUUCGGCAGGUUAAAAAGCUUUUCAGCAUUGAAGGUAAACGUUUUCUGAUCCUUUUAUUCACCCAUAAAGAUCAUUUAGAUCAUGAGGGUUCAAGUCUAAGAGGUUUCUUAGCAGGCGCAGAGGGAGAACUGAAGGAUAUGAUGGACAUGGCUGCAAACCGAUUCAUUACUUUCAACAAUAAUGCUGAAGAAGCAGCAGAAAAGAUACAUCAGGUGAAGGAAUUGAUCAAAGAAAUAGAUGACAUGGUGACACUGAAUGGUAAACAUGCGGGGAAAUGCCAGAUGGAAAAUAUCUGGAGACGUCUGCAGCCGUGCCUGAACAAGAAAGUCACCCCCCAAGACUCUGGGAGAACACGCUCCCUUGUCUAA